Messenger RNA from Topomyia yanbarensis, 1982 nucleotides. It is a transcript of the gene Atg14, whose product is annotated as beclin 1-associated autophagy-related key regulator. The transcript is spliced from 3 exons. The coding region runs from base 289 to 1788 and encodes 499 amino acids. Gene Ontology annotation, biological process: autophagosome assembly; mitophagy; cellular response to starvation. Gene Ontology annotation, cellular component: phosphatidylinositol 3-kinase complex, class III; extrinsic component of phagophore assembly site membrane; mitochondria-associated endoplasmic reticulum membrane contact site. NCBI's taxonomy places the organism in Eukaryota, Metazoa, Arthropoda, Insecta, Diptera, Culicidae. The record is from RefSeq and is a predicted model, not a curated record.
AGCACCAGCUGGUUGUUAGUUUUGUUUUGUCACAGCUGAAACAGUCAAGUAGCUGUAGUAAAAUAGCAAGUGCGACGUAUAGGUUUUGCGACUCGGGUGGUGGUUCGGUGGUGAAUCUGUUUUUCCAUUUCCAUUAUUAAAGUGACAUUAGUGUGAGAUUAGUCAACCACCAAAUCAGUUUCAUAUUUCAUCAUCAAUAACGAGAGCAGAACAGAAAAGUUGAACAGCGAAAAAAUUUCCGCUGCGUCCGAUCGAUUCAGUAGUAGGAACUGCGGCAGAAACAGUCAGAUGGCCAUCAGCAUGGCUUCGGAAGGUGGAGCCCCGGAGAAUUUUCACAUCUCGUACGGAAAUGACGAUGACGACUCCAAUUUGAGUGUAGGCUCCGUACGAUGUCCCCUCUGCAGCUACUCCAAGCGCCACUUUCACUGUAGAAACUGCAUUCGAAAUGGUGACUUUCUGCACUCAUCUCAUCAUCUGCUGGAGAGGUUUUCGGAGAAGCAACUACGCUACAAAAAUCUCAAAUCCGCUCACGUAACGCUGGAAAAUAAAUGCGUCCAUUUGAUGGCCCGUCGAAGGCUAAGCUGUCAGCUGCGAGCUGAGAUUAAGGCAAAGUCGGAGAACAUUGCCAACAUUCGGAAGCUGAUGGCCGAGAAGAGGGAAAAUGUUUCACGCUUGCACGCGCUGAAAAAGGAACUACACGAGUCAAACCGAAUGCUUGGAAUAAAACUUCCUCGCUGUGAGGAUCAGGUGAAGGUGAUUGGCGAUUAUGUUCUUUCGAAGCUGGAGAAAAGUGCACUUCGGCGGGAAUCACUGAUGGAGCUGCAGAAACAGCUAAAGCAACUUAAGCGGGACGAUAUCGAAAAGCUGAUCAAAUACAUUUUUCCAGUUUCGCAAGCUAUCAGCAAUAAGAAUAGUUUUUCUAGCAGCGACGGAGAGAGUAGAAACACGAUCAAUGAAAUUUCUGAAGCGACCAGAACAGCAUACGUACGAGGAAAGUGGAUCCUGCAGGAUAGUUUCGGUGAAAAACAGCACAUAAUUGUUGCUCCGGCAUUGCCUGGUAAUGGAAACUAUUCCGCGUACAACGACUGGGCCACGGUUAACCCGGCCACGGAUGUAUCUUCUGUAGGUAAGAAUGAAGACCCUACGAAGAAUAUGGCCAGUAGAAAUCCCGCACACACAAUAGCUGCCGCGCUUACCUACACUACUCAGCUGGUACAGAUUAUAUGCUUCUAUCUUGACAUCCGCCUGCCGUACAAAGUCUCCUAUAAUGAUUUUUGCACCACAGCUCUCUCGGAGACACAGUUCAAUCGGAAGGUAGCUCGUUUGAAUGCAAACAUUCUCUACCUAUGCUACACACAAGGUUGUCGUUUAACUGAACUUCGUCCAACACAUACUCUGGAGAAUGUCCAGCGGUUGCUAAAUCCGUCCCAUGCGGAUUUGGGCCGGCUGGGACCGAUGGACAGAAACUUCUGCUUGAACGAGCAGCUCGAUGCAGCGUUGACGCAGCAUCUGGGCACAGGUGAAGAUUCCGACUCGGAUGGCGAAUCCAACUUACAGCACGAAUGGGAAGCGGUUCCAAACAAUCUUCCACCGUCGGUGGAAACAGAUACUCUACAUCUGACGGGAACUGCUGGAACCGGUGCACUGCCCUACAGUAAUACUCAUCGAUACCAGGCACACCAUCAUUAUAACCACCACCCACACAAUAAUCCAGUAACGACGACGAGUCUCGUGACCAGUGCUGUCGCUUCCGUCACCUCGUUGUGGAAGGGUUGGACCGGGAAGUAAAUGUGAUUUCGGGCUUUCAAGGUGGACGCAAGAGCACGCGUAACAUGUGAUAAGAAACUGGAAAAUAACCGGAUUACGUAUGGCUCCCAUUCAAAGCUGAGCAGAUGAAUUUAAGGCCUGCCUGGUCUCUAGCCACUAUAUAUUUUUUUAUUUCCUUGACAUACCGAUCAAAUAAAACUAGAUUACAUUUUCUA